Siniperca chuatsi (mandarin fish) is the source of this 3771-nucleotide messenger RNA. Its product is annotated as collagen alpha-3(IX) chain-like. Lineage: Eukaryota; Metazoa; Chordata; Actinopteri; Centrarchiformes; Sinipercidae. The record is from RefSeq and is a predicted model, not a curated record. The transcript has 38 exons. Bases 165 to 3014 code for a protein of 949 amino acids.
CUUGAGCAUCUCCUGCACCACUUCUCUCCGUCAGUCCUCAACAUGCUCAGGUAGGACUGACUUCAGGGGGCAAUUUCAUAUCUGUGGCUCCUUCUGCUCCUGCAUCUCACCGCUGUGCCUCGUUGCUGAGCCUGUCUGUCUCCCAACACGGAGGGGAGUGAAACAUGGCCUUCCACAGCUCUGGUUUGACAAGAAAGCAACCGUGGCAUCUAUCGAUGUGGGCAUACUCCCCUGUCUGGAUGGCCCUGCUGUCCCUCCUCCUCGCUCCAGCACUUGGACAACUAGACCUCAAUCGAUUGGAUGGUGAUACCGUCUGCCCACCAAUAAGAAGCGGACAAGAUGACCUUCCAGGUUUUGAUCUGAUCACCCAGUUCCAGCUAGAUGUGAUCUCUCUGAAAGGUGUGAGGAAGGUGGACGGCUCCACUGCACUCCAGGUGGCCUACCGCCUCGACAGGGAGGCCAACUUCCAAAUUCCAACCAUGUUGAACUUUCCUCGUGGCUUCCCUGACGAGUACUCUUUCAUGGUCACCUUCCGCAUGAUAAAGAACACAGUGAACAAGGUGUGGAAUGUUUGGCAAAUAGUGGACGAAGAUGGCAACAAACAAGCCGGACUGAGGCUGAAUGGCGACCAGCAGGCUCUGGAGUACUUCCUGAUGGGCGCUGACGGCAACCUGCAGACCGUCACCUUCCCCGGCCUUUCUGUGCUCUUCAACACAAAGUGGCACAAGGUGAUGAUUGGCGUGGAGCGCGACCAGGUGACUCUGUACGUGGACUGCCAGCCUGUGGAUCAGAAACCCAUCAAGGGCAAAGGCCCCAUCAACACAGAGGGAGACACUCUUAUUGGCAGGCUGGAUGCUGAUCCCGACGCCUCCGUAGUGUUUGAACUCCAGUGGAUGUUGAUUCACUGUGACCCAAAGAGAGCCCAGAGAGAGAGCUGCAAUGAGCUGCCUGCCACCGAGAUGUAUGCCAAUGCUGAGCCCGACAAAUCAGUCCAAGGCCCCCCAGGAGCCCCUGGCCCAGAGGGCCCCCGAGGGCCCGCAGGAGAAAAUGGCAGAGAUGGAAGAGAUGGUCUUCCAGGUUCUACUGGCAGCCCAGGAGUCCCUGGCAGCAAAGGGGAGCAGGGGGAGAUCGGUCUUCCUGGUCAGAGAGGCCUGCCUGGACUUCCAGGAGCUACUGGUUCUUCUGGCCCAAUGGGUCCCAGAGGGCCUGUAGGGGAGAGAGGACUUCCUGGCUUUCCUGGACCUCCAGGUCCUCCUGGCCCAGCAAGUGAAGGACCCGCUGGACCACCGGGGAAACCAGGAAUCCCAGGAGACGAAGGAAACAUCGGGCCUGAGGGUCCACCUGGACCCAGAGGGGUACCUGGCAUUGCAGGGCCUGCUGGCCCUCCUGGUCCACCAGGGCCUGCGGGACCGCCUGGUGCCAGCAAUGAGGGAAGUGGGGAAGCUUGUCCUGCUGCCUGCCCUGCUGGACCACAGGGAAUGCCUGGGCUACCAGGGAUGAAGGGACACAAAGGCUUGCCUGGUGAGCCUGGAAAAGAUGGAGAACCUGGAGAGAAGGGAAAAGAUGGAGCGCCUGGUCCUCAGGGGCCACCAGGUCGCAUGGGAGAUGAUGGGCAAAGAGGGGCCAUUGGAUUCCCUGGAACCACGGGAGAAAAGGGAGACAGAGGUCCUCCUGGUUUCAAUGGUGUCCCAGGACCUACGGGCCCACCUGGAGCUCCUGGCGUGGAGGGAAUCCGUGGACGUCAGGGUUUUGAGGGACCUAAGGGCGACAAUGGAGCUGUGGGACCUCAAGGGGAGCAGGGUCCUGCAGGGGAAAAAGGAGACGUUGGCGAGCCUGGUAAAAACGGCUUGGAUGGACUUCCUGGAGUUGAUGGAGCUAAGGGAGAGCCCGGCACUCCUGGAGCUGUUGGUGUCAGGGGGAUUGUGGGUAUUCCAGGGCUGCCAGGGAAGCAGGGAGUAGUUGGACCCACUGGUGCAAAGGGUGAUACUGGUGCUGAGGGAUCCAUCGGGCCAGUUGGACUUCCUGGAAAGACUGGUGAGCCUGGAAAACCUGGAGAAGAUGGGAAACCAGGAGAAAAAGGAGCAACCGGUGAAACAGGAAAACAAGGGCCAGUGGGGCCUGCAGGUCCUCCAGGCAUUCAGGGUGAGACAGGAGACAAAGGUGACACUGGUGCCAAGGGGAUGAAGGGUCAUACUGGACACAAAGGUGAUCAGGGGCCUAUGGGACCAAUAGGACCAAAAGGAAGUCAGGGGGACCCAGGUCUGGCAGGAGAUAUCGGGGUCAAGGGAGACCAGGGCCCUCCUGGUGUUACUGGAAUGAAAGGAGAGCGUGGAGAGAAGGGCCAAAGAGGAGCUACAGGAGAUGAUGGCAGACCAGGCCAGCCGGGUCACGAGGGUUUGGCUGGUCCAAUGGGAGCUCGAGGGCUGGAGGGAGAACCAGGCCUUCCUGGAACACCAGGCCCAAGAGGUCUACCUGGCCCAAAAGUGAGUGAUGAGAAGCUUCGGGAAAUGUGCUCAGCCGUUGUUGAAGAACAAUUAGCAGAGUUUAAGAAAGAGUUUCUGAAGAAGCCAGCAGCCAUUGGUGCCCCUGGUAUUCCUGGACCGGCAGGCCCUCCCGGCCCCCCAGGAGCAGCCGGAGUGGCAGGAGCAGCAGGAGCCCCAGGGCUGAUGGGGCCCAAAGGCCAUCCAGGCUUCUUUGGACUUCCAGGCGCACCAGGCAAGAAAGGGGAUGCUGGGGAGAAGGGAAAUAAGGGAGACAAGGGAGAGGACGGUGUAGGAAUCAAAGGAAGCCCAGGCGCACCAGGUAUACCAGGUGCCCCAGGCGCUCCUGGUAUUGGCAAGGAUGGCAAAAAUGGAGAACGUGGUGAGAAAGGAAGUCCUGGUGUCCCAGGAGCAUCCGGUCCAAGGGGACCUUCAGGGCCGCCCGGGCUUUGUGAUCCAUCAACCUGUAUAAGCAGACUUCCACCUUUCUAUAUGGUCAGUGGAAAGAAGUCUGCCGGCUACAAAAACCCAUGAGACCUCACUGCUCAUUGAAACGCUCCAGAUCUCAUCCUGCAGUGACCACGUUUAAGGGCUUCUCAGAAGUCCAGGCGUGGAAAUCUUUGGGAGUCUUCAAAUGUCUCCAUCUGAACCACGGAUCUAAGGGACGCAAAGGGAAACAGAGACAAGGCACAAUUGUAGAAUACUGUAUAGACAUUUUAACUUGUAUGUGAUUUUAGUGAGAGCUUAUCUAAUGUUCAAAGAUAGCUGCUACUGAUGCCAAAGCAACUUCCUCCAGCUGACGACAGGUGCGCAGGGCCGCGAGUUGUCCCGUACAAAUCUAUGCAGUUACAACUGCUGACCCCCCACCUUCAGUAAAACACAUAUGAGCAGGUUGUAAAGUAUUAUAAAAAUACAUCUCUCUGAUUUCCUCUUAUGCAUGUACUUUUUCAUCCUUGAAUAAGCUCCCUGAGAAAGUUGCUUCUACUCUUUUAGCUACAUGUAAAGCCUACUGCAUACCAGGUACCAUUUUGACCCACUGAUUCUCCACUGCAGUCAUGAGCCAGCUAGGAACAGAAUAUGGUGAAGUGGAACUAUGUUUUAAGUUUUUGCUUCCAAAACAAUAUUGCAAAAAAUGUUCACAUUAACAUCUUCUAAUUUCACUACAAGUGCAGACCUGAACUGACAUCUCCAACAAUGUGCUUUUUCAUUUAGGAUCAUACAUUUGUUUUGCCUGAUUUUGUCAUAUUAAUGUUCUUUUUCAAACAAUGUAAUAAAGUGAUAUGUUUUGGAA